This is a messenger RNA of Closterium sp. NIES-65, 2610 nucleotides long. The record is from the annotation of a GenBank genome assembly. NCBI's taxonomy places the organism in Eukaryota, Viridiplantae, Streptophyta, Zygnematophyceae, Desmidiales, Closteriaceae.
AUGGUGUUCACCUGCGGUUGCGGACGACCGUUUAAGAGUGGAAGAGGAUUGGAGAACCAUCAGCAAGCAUGUAGGAAACGCAGCAGGCAUGAUGAGAGUAUUGAUGAGGAAGUGUUCGAGUAUGUACGCCAACACCGUUCCGAUGGAGCCGCCAAUUCGGAGUCCUUGCGAAACACGGCGAGAAAUGAAGAGAGGGCCACUCGUGCUCCUACACCAGCUGCGACGUUCCAAUUUCCUAGUGUGGGGGAAGAAGAGGAGAUACCGCUUAGAAACGCUUUCGUGGGUGUGGAGAAGCUGGUAGAACCAGAGGAGGAGAGGUACGAUCCAGACAAGGCCUUGAUGCUCGCUUUCAAUAAGUGCAACGGAGUCACUCUUGAACCCACUUCACUCCCUCUUCAUCCCAUCUCUCUCACUUAUCACCCCACCUCUCUGACUCAUCAUCUCAUUUCCCUCACUCAUCACCCCAUCUCCCUCACUCAUCACCCCAUCUCCCUCACUCAUCACCCCAUCUCCCUCACUCAUCACCCCAUCUCCCUCACUCAUCACCCCAUCUCCCUCACUCAUCACCCCAUCUCCCUCACUCAUCGCCCCAUCUCCCUCACGGUUUCACCCCAUCUCUCGCACUCAUCACCCCAUUUCAGUCACACAUCACCCCAUCUCCCUCACUCAUCGCCCCAUCUCCCUCACGGUUUCACCCCAUCUCCCUCACUCAUCACCCCAUUUCAGUCACCCAUCACCCCAUUUCAGUCACACAUCACCCCAUCUCCCUCACUCAUCGCCCCAUCUCCCUCACGGUUUCACCCCAUCUCUCGCACUCAUCACCUCAUUUCAGUCACCCAUCAUGCCAUUUCAGUCACACAUCACCCCAUCUCCCUCACUCAUCACCCCAUCUCCCUCACGUCACCCAUCACCCCAUUUCAGUCACACAUCACCCCAUCUCCCUCACACAUCACCCCAUCUCCCUCACUCAUCACCCCAUCUCCCUCACUCAUCGCCCCAUCUCCCUCACGGUUUCACCCCAUCUCUCGCACUCAUCACCCCAUUUCAGUCACCCAUCACCCCAUUUCAGUCACACAUCACCCCAUCUCCCUCACUCAUCGCCCCAUCUCCCUCACAGUUUCACCCCAUCUCCCUCACUCAUCGCCCCAUCUCCCUCACGGUUUCACCCCAUCUCCCUCACUCAUCGCCCCAUCUCCCUCACGGUUUCACCCCAUCUCUCGCACUCAUCACCCCAUUAAUCACCCAUCACUCCAUUUCAGUCACUCAUCACCCCAUCCCCCUCACUCAUCAGCCCAUCAUGCCCGUGAGGUCGGAAAUCCCUACCGAGCACUGCUUGUGGAAGUCAUGCACGCGCUAGACCUUGGCAUCUUCAUGCACAUCGUGUCAUGCAUUCGAGUCAUGUACAAGGACGACACGAAAGUGCUGAAGGCUCUUGACAAGGCACUGCAGGAUCUGGGUGAUGCAACCCGCAUCUCGGGAUUCCCUCCCACUUACUCCCUGGCAACUUCUCCCUGCCCAGCCCAUCAUCCUCCCUCUCCUCACCCACUGCAGCUCCCUCCUCACUCGCUAUUCCUCGACACCGCUCCCCCCUCCCGUGCUACUCCUCCCUGCAGCUCCCCCCUUCCUUGCUACUCCUCCCUGCAGCUCCCCCCUUCCUUGCUACUCCUCCCUGCAGCUCCCCCCUUCCUUGCUACUCCUCCCUGCAGCUCCCCCCUUCCUUGCUACUCCUCCUUGCAGCUCCCCCCUCCCUUGCUGCUCCUCCCUGCAGCUCCCCCCUCCCUUGAUACUCCUCCCUGCAGCUCCCCCUUUCCUUGCUAUUCCUCCCUGCAGCUCCCCCCUUCCUUGCUACUCCUCCCUGCAGCUCCCCCCUCCUGUGCUACUCCUCCCUGCAGCUCCCCCCUUCCUUGCUACUCCUCCCUGCAGCUCCCCCCUUCCUUGCUACUCCUCCUUGCAGCUCCCCCCUCCCUUGCUUCUCCUCCCUGCAGCUCCCCCCUCCCUUGCUACUCCUCCCUGCAGCUCCCCCCUUGCUAUUCCUCCCUGCAGCUCCCCCCUUCCUUGCUACUCCUCCCUGCAGCUCCCCCCUUCCUUGCUAUUCCUCCCUGCAGCUCCCCCCUUCCUUGCUACUCCUCCCUGCAGCUCCCCCCUUCCUUGAUACUCCUCCUUGCAGCUCCCCCCUCCCUUGCUAUUCCUCCCUGCAGCUCCCCCCUCCCUUGCUACUCCUCCCUGCAGCUCCCCCCUUCCUUGCUACUCCUCCUUGCAGCUCCCCCCUCCCUUGCUACUCCUCCCUGCAGCUCCCCCCUCCCUUGCUACUCCUCCCUGCAGCUCCCCCCUUCCUUGCUACUCCUCCUUGCAGCUCCCCCCUCCCUUGCUACUCCUCCCUGCAGCUCCCCCCUCCCUUGCUACUCCUCCCUGCAGCUCCCCCCUUCCUUGCUAUUCCUCCCUGCAGCUCCCCCCUUCCUUGCUACUCCUCCCUGCAGCUCCCCCCUCCCUUGCUAUUCCUCCCUGCAGCUCCAUCCGCCUUCACACUGGUGCCCUGUUUCGCUCCCUAUCUUGAAUCUGUUUGUUGUUUGCACACAGGCUAAUCCCACUCUUGAAGGAGGUGUUUGGUGA